CUCGGGGAACGACGUUGCGGAGACGUUGACGUUUGUGGAAGAUCGUGUGUGCGCGCGCGCUCUCUCUCAAGUUGAUCAGCACUGUUGUUGAUCAGGAAGUUCGAUCGGUACCGCUGGAUUAGAGGUGUGACAAAAGUGACGGUGAAGAAGACCGCGGCUAACCUACAUCGGAAAGCUUCCCAAAGUGCAGUGCUCCGGAUUAGAGUGGAGAAAGGUGAUCCAGAUAUCGGGCCCGACACCAGUCGAGGGUACGACGGUGCUCUGAUUUUCCGGAUGCCCCGUAAUGUUGACCUUACUGAUUAGCAGGUCUGCAGCAGCAGCAUCAACAGUAACGUUCAGCAGUGUUCAGUUAGCUUAGUUAGUGCUACAGUACAAAUGUGUCAGAAAACAAGAAGAAACGUGCCCCGGUCGACGAUCGGCCAAAACAAAUAAGAGUUGCCCCGGUUCAGACCAUGCUGCUGGCCAGCCAGGCCGGGAUCGGUUCUGUUUACGCAGCGUAAUGAGUUGAUGCCCUCCGGGAAGGAAGAUGGUGAUGUUCUGGAGUGGUGCUGCUACUGGUGUCUAACACUUUUGUGGAGCGCGGAGCGGAGCGCAAAGCGGUCCAGUUUGAGCCGGAUCGGGCUCGAAGACGGUUGGCGACACGGACGGUGCAGUGUUGUUGAUGUCAAGAGUUGUUGCGUGAAGAAGAAACAGAGUUUGUGGUACGCGCAUCGCAAAUACACACACGCAACGGUGAUUUUUAUCGAUCAGUGGUGGAAUUAGCAAGUGUUGCUGAAAAUAUUUGGAACGAAGUGUUCAGCAGCAAUGGCAAGGAUUUGGCGAAUUUAGGAAGAUAGUGAUACUUAUUGCAGAUCGAGGAUCAUGUUUCGUGAAGAAGCAAGUGGUGGUACACAAGCCCGACUCUUGAACAAGAGAUGUCAACAACGGGAGCACGAACACAUCGACCCUUGAAACCCCUAAUGGAAACUGCUGGUGUUGUCUGCCACAGAGUCAGACUAGUUUUUUUUAAAAGUCAGUGUUGGGGCGGCUGAUGGAGCUUAAAUUUAUUGUUAUUAGAGGGUUGCGUCGUCGUCGUCGUGGAUGUUAGCUACCGGGAUUGCCGACAAAUUGAAGGGGGUUUUGGCGCGGUGGAAAGUGCUGGUGUUCAUGAACGGAAGGAAUAAAACACUGGAAGCCGUCGGAGGGUGCGCGAAUAAGAAAGUUAUGAAAAAGUGUUCGAGUGUGAUUUAGGUGCUCUGUUGACUAACAAGUUUACGGGGAAGAAUUGAACUUCUAGGCAGAUUUAAUAGCAGCACGUCAAAAUGUUCACGAGAUUCGACGCGAACAAAUCCACCAAAGGAGCCUCCAAGCUGCGGCGCGAUCUGAUCAACUCGGAAAUCGCGAACCUGCGGGACCUGCUGCCGCUGCCCCAGUCAACCCGCCAGCGGCUGUCCCAGCUGCAGCUGAUGGCGCUCGUUUGUGUGUACGUGCGGAAGGCUAAUUACUUCCAGCAAGUGUUCAAACGGAGCAUUGACAUUGGGAUGCACACGGCUCCCACGCCAAAUAUAGGAUUCUCCAAGGCAAUGUCCGGCUUCCUGAUGAUGUUAACACAAAAUGGGAAGCUGCUUUACAUUUCCGAUAAUGCUGCCGAGUACCUGGGACAUUCGAUGGAGGACCUGCUGAUCCAUGGUGACUCGGUGUACGACAUCAUCGACAAGCAGGACCACGGCGCGAUCCAGGCCGAGCUAGGCCGGGGCGUUCCGCAGCACCAAACGAGUGCGUCGGCGCUGCACCACGGGCACCACCAUCACGGAACGCACGGUACCCAGCUGGACGGUGAGCAGCGGAUGUUCCUGUGCCGGAUGAACGUCAGCCGGAACGCGCGCCGGCAAAUGCGGUUCGGGGAUCAGAAGGUCGUCCUCGUCCAGGGUCACUACCUGUCGUACCUGCCCCUGUGCAGCCGGAACGAGCCGGUGUUCAUCGCGACCUGCACGCCGAUCGCGAUGCCCGAGACGCGGGAGUGCGUCGUCCAGGGGGCCACGAACGUGUUCACCACGAUCCACUCGAUGGACAUGAAGAUUGUGCACGUCGAUAGAAAUGGGGAGUUCCACCUCGGGUACAGCCGGAGCGAGUUGCAGGGCAUCUCCUGGUACCAGCUGCUGCACUGGGAAUCGACGCGGGAAGCGCAGAGCAAACAUCGACUGAUCACCCAAUCCGAGCAGGACCGGUCGUGCAUCCUGCUGGUCCGGAUGCAGCGUCGCCAGAACGACUUCAUCUGGGUGCACGUGGUGCUGCAAGUGCGCGACGGCCAGGACUCGAACCAACAGUCGGUGAUCGUGUGCACGAAUCAGGUCUUGAGCGAUCGCGAAGCCUCGGUGAUGCUGUCCAACUCGUGGCUGUAUCACUACUACACGGUACAGUCCAAGAUGCAGUUUGGGAUUCCGUUCGAGGGCGCCACACGGAUUCCGGCGAGCACUUCGUACUACCACGGCGAAGGGGGCGGCCAUCACUCGCCGAUUUCGGCGGCCGGCGUUGGCGUCGGUGCCGCGGGUCAUCACGGGUACAUUGCUCCGCCGCACCAUGUUUCCUACGGGUAUCACUCGCCGGUGGGGCAAGCAGGUGGUGGCGGUGGAGGUCACCACAACGGGACUUCCGGACACUUUCACCAUGGGUUGACGGCUGGAGUUGGGGGGGAGCAUUACAGGCCGUACGCGUACAAGCUCGAUCCGGGUCAACCGGUGGACUACAGUGGGCAAAUUCGGUGCGAGAGUACCGGCAGUAGCCAAAGCGUACAACCGGAUCGGAACGGGACGCCACCGGUGAAGAAGCGUGCAAUAAAUCGUCUGGAACCGCUGUACAUUCCCGAGAAUGGGCAGGACUCGCCGGAGAGUUCAAUAACCGAGUUGCACCCGCCGGGGCACGCAUCCGUCAACCAUCCGGAACACCCGGACGGUGGCGUUGGCGCCCACAGCGGCAUCCCCAUCCAACCCAUCUCCGGCGGUUCCGUCCAGACCAUGACGCUGUCUACCUCGCUGCACACGCGCAGCAAUCGCCAACUCCUCAAAGGCCCUCCUUCCGCCACCAUCACCGCCGCGGAACCCACGGACUUCAUAGACCAGUGGAACCCCAGCCCGCCCUGGUCGGACACCACCGUCCAAAAGGUCCCCGACAUCACCCACCAGGAGCUGAGUCCGUACAUGACCACGACCCCACCUACCCCAACAAGCGCCCCUCCCCACUACCUAACCAGUGGCGUUCCCACCACCUUCUCCUUCGACUGGAUGCCCGAACAGUUCGUGCCCAUCAUGAGCGACUGCAGCAUCGCCGGCUCGUCCGCGUUCUCCGGCCCGCUUCCCUGCACCCAGGACGGCCUGCCCGUCCCGGCAAUGUCCCUGCCCAUGCCAGUCCCCAUGCAGAUUCCACCUCCACCGUGGCCCUCGGACCAUCGCCUUCUCGCGCUGGACAGCAGCGGCGCCUCCUCGUCCUCGUCCGGUGACCGAAAACCUCCGGAAGAGCAGCAUUUACACCCGCAGCAGCAGGGAAGUUCCGGCGAACUUCGCGAGUACAAACGAUCUCAUUGAUUCCGAAAAAAAACACAGAAAAAGCCAUUCCAUGAAAUCCAGUAUCAGUAUUGCGGUUCAGUAGAAUAUCCUUAGAAUACAGCUUAGCGAUUAAGGGACCUACACAUUCCUUGCAGAAGAAGAGGCACGCGUGUAAAUAAGAGUUUUCGUUUUAUGUAAUUAAUUAACAUUUCAAUGUGCAAUCGAACAGACUGCAAUAACUUGUUUUUGUUUGGCAUUUCUUGAUUGAAAAUUUCAAAAAGAGCGGAAAAGUGUCACGUGAAACGUGCAUUUUGUUUUUUCCCCUCAAACUAUGAUUCCUUUGUAAUAUUUAUUUACCAACAGUAUUUUAUUUAUUUAUUUUUGUCAUUG
This is a messenger RNA of Culex quinquefasciatus (southern house mosquito), 3911 nucleotides long. RefSeq lists its product as uncharacterized. Bases 1302 to 3560 code for a protein of 752 amino acids. NCBI's taxonomy places the organism in Eukaryota, Metazoa, Arthropoda, Insecta, Diptera, Culicidae. The transcript has 10 exons. Gene Ontology annotation, molecular function: RNA polymerase II transcription regulatory region sequence-specific DNA binding; DNA-binding transcription factor activity, RNA polymerase II-specific; protein dimerization activity. The record is from RefSeq and is a predicted model, not a curated record. Gene Ontology annotation, biological process: regulation of transcription by RNA polymerase II.